AUGGACGUGAUAUCGAACGAAAAGUAUCUUAUAGCGCGUGCAAAAGAAUCCACCGAUCCGUACAAGGCGAAAGCAUGGAUAAUAGCCGCCAAAACACUCUUCCCGAACGACUUUGGUGUGCAGUUUGAGGCGUACGAAAUCGAAAAGAAUGCAAACAAUUUCGAGGAAGCGGCCAAAUGUCUAAGUUACAUUGUAAUGACGUUCCAUGGAGCUCAUCAAACGCCGACCAGUUUGUUGAACGAGAUAUCGCUUAUGACGAAUGCACUGCGCAUCCCGGAAGGAUGUACGACACCGGAGCAAGAGUUUUAUGUGAAAAUGUUCCAAUACAUUUCGUACGAGGUGCAACACCAGAUUCUGCUGCUAACGGCCGCCCAUUCGAACAACAAUCUUGACCAUUGCCGGUUGAUAUUGUUGUUGCUGAAACGUUUUCCACAGGCUAUUUCGACGCAUGCGCCUCGUUUGCUGGAAACCUUGAUACAGAAUGUAACCAUGCCUAGCUUCAAGGAGAUGUUGUUUAACGAAGCGAUACCGCUGGUGUACAACCGCGCACCGGAACUGGCUCCCAAACUUGUGCACCGGCUGAUGGCGGUAUGUUUCGAGUACUACUUGAACCAGAUGUUGAACGAUACAGAGGAUCGAGCGCGAACCUCGGCAGACUGUUGGAAGAAAAUUUUUGAGAUACUGGACUUUUGCGGAAAGAUUCUCAAAUGGGAACCGUUUGUGCUGUACAAGAAAAGUUGGAGCAAAGAUGUAUACUGUCAGAAGAUCAUUCACAUCUACAAUCUCGAUCCGUUCCGGUCGACAGAGAGCAAACAGAUACUGUUCUGUGCGACGAUCGUGUUCGUGCUGGCGCUGCAGGAUUACAUUGGGUAUUCGAAGCUCCGUUCAAAGGACGGCAUUACCGAAACCGAGGUGAUACUGGUCGAAGCACUCAAAGAUGCAGCACCGGACGUGAAGCGUCGUGCGCACGAAGGUGUACUCGAGAUUCCACACAUUCUGGUUAACGCCCCGGUAAGUCCGGACGCCCCAAAUUGUCUGCUUGCCUGUCAAAGCUGCUGGCAGCUGCUACAUUCGAACGAUGUUAUGAAAGCCGAUUUUGCGCAGCUGAUUCUCUGCAUACCGCAACUAUCGGGUUGGGUGCAGAAGUUCCUGAUCGAUCUGUAUGUGUGCGCCGGCCAGCAUGAAGAAACGGCCACCCUGCUUCAAGCGUCCACCGGAACUACGAUGACACAGUUGGAGAAAUCGGUACGCGAGUUUGCACUCACACUCGUGCAGGGUCCACCCUCGGUCCAUUUGUUCGAACAGCUGGGUACGAUUCUAAAGCAUCUUCCGCACGCUCCUUCCCGUGGUUACUACCUGGAAAACGUUUCGCUAGGUCAGACGGCUCGCGUUCUUAUGCUGAUGCCGUUGACGAAACGUGCCAUUCUGCACUACCUUGUGCAAACGCUUAUAGUGCUGCUUAAACCGAAACUGAUCGACAUGGAGUGCAGCAGUUCGCUGCUGGGAAAUCUGCUGGUACUUUCUCAACUGAACUGGCCGCACGAAUCAACGACCGUGGAGAUUAUUAUCGAAAUCAUCAAAACGCGUCGCCUGUUUGCGUAUCUACAUUUCACGAGCUACGUCGUUCAGGCGGAAAUUAUUGAAGAAUUUAUGCAUUUGUGGACGCACUCGCCCGAUGUGAAGCUGGAGCUGGCCAUGCCUCAGCAGAGCCUUGCAACCGGUGCCCGACGCAUUGGAACGCGCGGUGCAGAUAAGGGUGUUAAGGAGGACUUCAAGCAAAUAAUUCGACAGCAAGUCGCCCGUAGUAAUGACGAUAUCGACGAACUAUUGAUACAAUUUCUACAGCAACAACAGGUAACGCUUGUGCAGAAUGUAUUCGACAAAUGA
This is a messenger RNA of Anopheles marshallii, 1887 nucleotides long. RefSeq names its product integrator complex subunit 10 (gene IntS10). The record is from RefSeq and is a predicted model, not a curated record. The transcript has 4 exons. Gene Ontology annotation, biological process: snRNA processing. Gene Ontology annotation, cellular component: integrator complex. The coding region runs from base 1 to 1887 and encodes 628 amino acids. NCBI's taxonomy places the organism in Eukaryota, Metazoa, Arthropoda, Insecta, Diptera, Culicidae.